AUGCUUGAGCCCGAAUCGUGGAUGGCGGCAAAGGGGGAGGGCGUCCUGGAGAUCAAGUGCCCUUACAAGGCCAGCCCCGGCAAGCUGGGGCGGCUCAAGCUCAACGAGUACUACAUGCACCAGGUCCAGACGCUGAUGCAGAUCCACGACCGUGAGUGGUGCAACCUGUUCUAUUGGAGCGAGGAGCAGGGCAGCUGCAUGGCGCACAUCAAGCGGGACCGCGGCUACUGGGCGCUGCUGCACCAGGUGAUGGCGGACUUCUGGUGGCGCCACGUCGUGCCGGCGCGCCUUGCGCUCAUUUAUGGCGGCGCGAGCGAGGAGGAGGUGCGGCGGCGCUACUGCCCCGACAACAUCCACCCUUACGCAGCCCAGGUCCGCGCCCUCAGCCGGCGCAUGCUGGAGGAUGCGCCCAAGAGGUACUUCUCACCGGAGCAGACGCGCGGCGAGGAGGCCUGGGCCGGCAUUGAGCAGCGCAAGCGGGACGCGCUCGCGGCGCUGCAGGGGAACGCCGGCAACGCGGCCGGCGCAGGGUCGGCGGCUGGGGUUGACGCGGGGGCACCAGGGGUGCCCGAGGUUGAGGUGUCGGAGGACGUUUUGGAUCUUGCAGAUCAGCUUGCUGGGGUGGCGGUCGCGGAGCUGCCGCCGCAGUAG
This is a messenger RNA of Monoraphidium neglectum, 651 nucleotides long. RefSeq lists its product as hypothetical. Lineage: Eukaryota; Viridiplantae; Chlorophyta; Chlorophyceae; Sphaeropleales; Selenastraceae. The record is from RefSeq and is a predicted model, not a curated record. Bases 1 to 651 code for a protein of 216 amino acids. The transcript has 4 exons.